AUGAACCCUUUCCUUUACAAGCUUUUUGCCGCCUCUGUCGUAUCAGCAGCCUUCGUUAACAAUCGUGACCGGUUGGGCACGGUUGAGAAACGUGCCAUCAGCCAGGGCUGGUCACUGCAAUCCAGUGUCUGCCCUUCUGAUACCGUAUCUUGCGGCAACGGUGGAUGUUGUCCUUCUACAUUGUACUGCAAUCCGGCUGCCACAGACCAAGUCUCCGCGUGCUGUUUGACAGCCAGUGACUGUCGCGGUGAGGUCGAAAAUGCACCAACCUGCGCCGACUCUAGCUGGUCUCUGUGGCAGGGUCUAAAUGGAAACGACUUCUGCUGCGAGACGAACCUCGUUGGAGUUUAUAAUGCCGAUAGUCAAGUCGCUGGGUCCUGUGUUGCGUCAACGAGCACGGCGUCCGCAACACCAGCAAGGCUGAUGUCAACCGGUUCCGGCUCACCAGCGACUUCGACGACUACUGUCCCGACCUCGUCUUCUUCGAGCCAGAUUGUUCCACCAUCUACAACCGCCACUUCCACCAGCCCACCCUCGAGUGAAACAUCGGGGCCGACAGGAAGACCAGUAUUUUUCCAUUAUAUGAUCGGCACCAUCACGGAUGAACAUUGUGAACAAGACAUCCGCGAUGCCCAAGCGCUGGGCGUCGAUGCAUUUGCUCUUAACCUUGCCACCGAUACCGAAUCAUGGGCGAUCGACACAGUGCAAUCUUUGUUCAAAUGGGCUACAAUAUACGGUUUCAAACUAUUCUUUUCAUUCGACAUGACUGGAUUCAGCAAUCCUAAUCAAUUUACCGAUUUCCUCCUUUCUUACGUAACCAAUUCGUCAUAUUAUUACUACAACGGAUUGCCUCUCGUAUCUACGUUCAAUGGAGGCGCGAGCUCGUUCACUUUUGGCCAGGACUCGGUCAAUGAUGGGUGGAAGGUCGAGUUCCUCGACGUCAUGGAGGCCGCCGGUCAUCCGGUGUAUUUUGUCCCGGCCUUCCAAGAUGUUACAGUAACCUCGGACUUUUUCAACGAAUUCCCCUCCCUGAACGGAGCAAUGAACUGGAACUCGUGGCCUUUCGCUGACCAAGGCGACAUUAUCGUACCAACAACCGAUGAUAUUACAUAUCUGAACGCCGCCCGUGCAGCCAACAAGACAUUCAUGAUGGGUGUCAGCCCGCUACAGUUCAAACAUAUGGAUUCGUCUGACAACUGGUAUCGGCGGGGAGAAGAAAAUCUGGAAUAUCGAUUCGGUCAGGUCCUCCAGUUGCAGCCUGACAUGGUGGAGUUGCAGACCUGGAAUGAUGCAGGAGAAAGCCACUACAUGGGCAAUUCCUGGCCCGAGCCGAUCGCUGGGACAAACAUCCCCGCGUAUACCGAGAAUUACGACCACACGGCGUACCAGCAAGUUCUUCCUGCCUUCAUCAAGGCAUACAAAUCAGGGGCCACGACCACUGAUACCAUGUAUCCGACAAACGGGAAGAGUGCACAGGGUGUCUUUUGGCAUCAUACCUUGCUCGCUGCCGCUGAUUGCUCGGCAGAUUCUCUGGGCGAUCCAUCGGGAAUUGACACUGCCCAGGACUUUGUGACAGCUGCAGUCCUUGUUGGCCCCGGUAUCGAGUCGUACAACAUUAGCAUUUGGUCUGGCAAUACUUUCCUUGGCUCACAAAGCCUCUCCCCAGGCUUUAAUGGGCUUCAUGUCAGUGGGCUCACUGUCGGAACUGUCGUAGUGAACGUCACUGAUACAUCUACUGGUUCGGUGGUCAUCUCGGGGACCGGACCCAUUCCUGUAACGGAUAGCUCAGAUCUCUGCAAUUAUAAUUUCCAAGUUGUGGCUCUUACGUAG
Messenger RNA from Rasamsonia emersonii CBS 393.64, 1830 nucleotides. RefSeq lists its product as uncharacterized. Gene Ontology annotation, biological process: mating projection tip cell wall disassembly. Lineage: Eukaryota; Fungi; Ascomycota; Eurotiomycetes; Eurotiales; Trichocomaceae. The record is from RefSeq and is a predicted model, not a curated record. Gene Ontology annotation, molecular function: glucan endo-1,3-alpha-glucosidase activity. The transcript is spliced from 13 exons. The coding region runs from base 1 to 1830 and encodes 609 amino acids.